UUUUCUUUUAUCAUUCACUCAAUUCUAUAUGCUACACUUUGAAUGUCGUUAGAGUCUUUUCGUCAUUGGCUUAUCAACUUUUUACUGAAACUCAUCUUCGUUUCUAGAAGACCCAUUUACAGUCGAUUCCUUAUCUACUUUCUCUCUUUUGUCGUUGAAGGGGUGGACAAUACUUGGUUACUACCUGAUAAAUCUAGAGGGCUUUGGAUUGGUAAUGGUAUCUCUUCUGACAAGAAAGAAUCUUUAACUGAUCGACUGGCUAAAAGUGAUGUUGUUCUACUAUGGAUCCCAGGUGGUGGAUUUCGUUUUGAUCUUGGAGGAUUAUACCAUGCUACUUUUAUUCAUUGGCUCAAGAAAAUGAACGCAAAGAAUAUCAACUGUACCAUUCUUCUAUCUUCCUAUCGUCAUUGUCCCGAAUAUCCAUUCCCUGCCGCCUUGGAGGAUCUUUCUUCUAUUCAACACUAUCUUUUAAAUGAUUUGAAUGUACCAAGAAACAAGCUGAUCUGGGGUGCUGAUGAUGCGGGUGCGGUUAUUGUAUUAGAUACCCUUUACUACAAGAUAGAAACAACUCAAUUACCACAUGGAUUACUACUUUCUUCACCUUAUAUUGGAUUGGAUGCUGGAGGCAAGUCAUGGCAAGAAAACAAUGGAUUAGACUUGAUUACGGAGGGUGCUGUCAACAGAAUGGAACAGGCUUAUUUCCCUGAAUAUGACAAAGAUAUCAAUUACCGGACAUUUGACGAUGAUGAUGAUGAUCUACCAAGACCAUCUAUAAAUAAGAUAAAGCCAUUAGGAUAUCUUGAUACUAUUGAUGACAAUUUCGCCAAAUAUUUACCAUCCAAAAUACUGGUGACUGUGGGCGGGAAAGAAGUGUUACUGGAUGAUGCUGCAUGGUUGGUCAAGAAAAUCAGGGAAUCAGGUGGAUUGGAUGUCACUUUGCUACAGUCCCCUGGUCAAGUACAUCUUAGUACAUUGUUGGGACCUCCUUUUGUACAAGAUACUUCUGAAUGGAAUCGUACUUUGGAUCAAUGGACUGAAUUUAUACAACGCAUGAUUGUGAAUAAAUAAUGCCUUUCUUUAUAGUUUAAUACAGUAUGUUAGUUUUUUUUUUUUUUUUUUGGUG
Halteromyces radiatus is the source of this 1123-nucleotide messenger RNA. RefSeq names its product Alpha/Beta hydrolase protein. Lineage: Eukaryota; Fungi; Mucoromycota; Mucoromycetes; Mucorales; Cunninghamellaceae. Bases 43 to 1068 code for a protein of 341 amino acids. Gene Ontology annotation, molecular function: hydrolase activity. The transcript is spliced from 4 exons. The record is from RefSeq and is a predicted model, not a curated record.